CACUGUGCGUCAAUGAUAAUUAAGCUAUUCUAUGUUCAACCAAUAUGAAUUAUGCGAUAGAGCAUGAGAGCACUUAAUCAUAAAUAAGGUACAAAUUUACAUUCUAACAUCAUAAAGCAACAUAAUUCUAAUUAAUUAGUUACACCGUACCUGUUGUUAAUAGUACUUUUGUUUAAGAAAUUGGCACAUAGCGCACUUGGCAAUUGAAAAAAUGUCAAAUCAGAAUAUUGAUAAUCACCCACUGCAUUAUUCUAUUUUCAGGCUGAAAUAGAAAUAUUUGGUUGGUGAUGGAGAGCCUCCUUUGAGGCACAUUUAUGUUAUUUUCACACCCACACACACCAUGCGUUUUUAAAGAAGUAUCUUUUUAUGCAAAUUUAUAUUGUUGAACUAAAAGUUUCUCCUUUGUCCUUCUCAUGGCAAAGUGAACAAACAUUCUUUGCACCCAAAGAAAUCAAGCACAAGGCUCUUUGUUUCGUGAUAUAUUUAAAGGCUUUCUCUUGCUCUAUUUGUAAUAGGAUAUACAAUUCUAUAAGGUUUUGUAGUCAUGGAUCUUUGUUGCUGGAAAUUUCUUGGCUUCGUUCUUGCAGGAAUUUUCCUGUUUCAGGGCUUCUCUUAUUCAGAGAAAGCUCCUUAUUACACAUUUGUCCAUGAAGCAACCUCGUCGCCGCAAAUCCGGUAUUAUGACUACAUAAUAAUCGGUGGAGGAACCGCAGGCUGUCCAUUAGCGGCAACUCUCUCUAUAAAUGCUACCGUUUUACUCCUUGAAAGAGGAGGCUCUCCUUAUGGCAACUCUAACAUAACUAACAUAGGCAACUUCAUUGCCUCUCUUUCCGACACGUCUCCAAAUGCUCCUUCCCAACUCUUCAUCUCCGAAGAUGGAGUGUACAACACCCGUGCGCGUGUUCUAGGCGGCGGAAGCUCUCUCAACGCCGGAUUUUACACGCAUGCUAGUGCGGAUUAUGUGAAGGAAGCAGGGUGGAAUGAAAGAUUGGCUAAUGCAUCUUAUAAAUGGGUUGAGACCAAAGUAGCCUUUCAGCCACCAACGCUGCAAUGGCAAUCAGCUGUCAGGGAUGGGUUACUAGAAGCAGGUGUAUUCCCUUACAAUGGGUUUACGUAUGAUCAUAUUCAUGGAACUAAAAUUGGAGGAUCAAUUUUUGAUGGGGAUGGUCAUAGGCACACUGCUGCUGAUCUUCUGGAGUAUGCUGACCCAAAAAACCUUGUAGUUUAUUUACAUGCUACUGCAUUGAAAGUCUUGUUCACUGGAAGAAAAGGGAGACGACCAUGGGCAAAGCCAAAAGCAUAUGGGGUGAGAUUUCAAGAUGCAAGGGGAUUCAGGCGCACGGCGUUCCUGAAUAAGAACUGCAAGAGUGAGGUAAUAUUAUCUGCUGGUGCAAUUGGAAGCCCACAACUGCUAAUGCUGAGUGGAAUUGGGCCUGCCAAACAUCUUCGGGCUCAUCGCAUCCGUGUAGUGUUGGACCAGCCCAUGGUGGGUCAAGGCAUGGCCGAUAACCCAAUGAAUCUUCUGUUUGUUCCUUCUCCUCUACCAGUUGAAGUCUCACUAAUUCAAGUUGUGGGCAUAACUCAAUUUGGUAGCUUUAUUGAGACAGCUAGUGGUUUAACCUUCUCUUACAAUUGGGCUCAAAGAUAUGUCAAGGACUAUGAGCAAUCUUUAAAUCAGACAGGCCAACAGACCAUACUGACCCCAGAGGCGAUGGCUAGGGCUUUUGAGACAGUAAAUUCCUUAGUGAACUCAACACUAAAAGGUGGAAUUAUUCUAGAAAAGAUAACGGGUCCGCUCUCCAGAGGGGAGCUCAAGCUAAGAACAACAAAUCCAGACGAGAACCCAUCAGUAAAAUUCAACUAUUUCAAAGAACCAGAAGAUCUAAUGAGGUGUGUUAAAGGAAUGGAAACAAUUAUCAAAGUAAUAAACUCAAAAGCCUUUAAGAGAUUUCGGUACAAUCAUGUGCCAGUACAAGCCCUGUUUAGUUUGAUGGCAAAUUUACCUGUGAACUUGAGACCAAGACAUGCAACUACAGCAGCUUCAUUGGAACGAUUUUGCAUAGACACUGUAAUGACUAUAUGGCAUUAUCAUGGAGGAUGUCAAGUAGGGCAGGUUCUUGAUCAUAAUUAUAGGGUUCGUGGUGUUGAUGGAUUAAGGGUUAUUGAUGGCUCCACUUUUCUUCGCUCGCCGGGCACUAAUCCUCAAGCUACUGUUAUGAUGCUUGGAAGGUAUAUGGGGAUGAGAAUUCUGCAUGACAGACUUCCUAAGAAGAGAAGUAAAUGAUGAUAAUUGUAAAUGUGACUUUUAAAAUUUUUGUAUACUAUCAGAAUACAAGUGAACUUCAGCAGUUCAAGUUUUGGGUAACUGAAUGCUUUAAUUUCCUUUCCAAUUGGUAGAGAAUGAGAGAAAUGUAAAAAUCAAUUAGUAGUUAUUCUUUCAUAACUUUUUAAUUUUGGAAAUACCGAAAGACCAAAAGUGGAAGUCAAAGAAAAGAGAAGAAGAAGAAGAAUAUGCCUCUCUAAGGUCGUAUAUUACUCAGGAAAAGAAAAACAUGACGGAGAGCAGAGCAUCGCCUUUCCUAUCAGCUAUUCUUUUAACUCUUUUGGCCUCCAAAGAACGGACAAGAUGAGAUAACAGAAUCUGUCCUGCAUAUAAAAACAGAGCUUUGAACAUAUUAUUCUGAGCCAUAAAACACCUUCAAAGUUUUUAGCAUUGUUCAAGGCAUAUUUAUGAUACUAAACAACAUAAGAAUUAUUUUAA
Jatropha curcas is the source of this 2761-nucleotide messenger RNA. Its product is annotated as protein HOTHEAD. Lineage: Eukaryota; Viridiplantae; Streptophyta; Magnoliopsida; Malpighiales; Euphorbiaceae. Gene Ontology annotation, molecular function: flavin adenine dinucleotide binding; oxidoreductase activity, acting on CH-OH group of donors. The record is from RefSeq and is a predicted model, not a curated record.